AUGGCAAGUAGAGACAAUGAUCAGCCGUCUCAGACUCUUGCCAAACCCACCUUAAAUGAGACACAAGCUUCAGUCCUAGUGGAAUCGCUCUUUGGAUUAAAAGUCUUUCGGAUCGAGCCGCUUCCUAGCUACAAUGGCCAAAAUUUCCUGGUGUUCAUUUCAACAACUGAAACACAACCAGAUGAUCAGCGUCUACCUGACUUUGUGCUCAAGAUAAACACCGCUGUGUCCAACGACAUCCCAGUUUUGUUUGACGUGAUUAGUCAUGUCAGCAUAUUUCUACAGGCUGCUGGCUUUCCAACCGCCUCUUUGUGUCUUAGUAAGAAAAAUAAUAUCAUUUCUGUCAUCAACUUAGAUCAUGGUUCUGUAACCAAGAGCCACCUGGUGAGGCUGCUGACCUACCUCCCAGGACGCCCGGCAGCAGAGGUCCCCAUUACUCCUCAGCUAUUAUUUGAAAUGGGAAGGGUUGCUGCCCAAAUGGAUCAAAAAUUGGAGGAUUUCCAGCAUGCACAAUUAAGUGCUCUCCAUAGAGAGAAUUUCGUCUGGAAUCUGAAAUAUGUGCCUCUUCUAGAGAGGUAUUUGGGUGCCUUGAGCUUGAGUGAUAAUCGAGAAGUAAUUGGCCAUAUCAUUCAGCAGUACAGGGAGGAGGUAGUCACCAAAUUCAGUCAGUUUAGAGAAUGUAUCAAUCAUGGUGACCUGAAUGAUUAUAAUAUUUUAGUGGAACCCAGGAAGUUAGCCUCGGGUGAGUCUGUGUACCAAGUGUCUGGGAUUUUAGAUUUCGGAGAUAUGAGCUAUGGCUACUAUGUGUUCGAAGUUGCCAUCUUGAUCAUGUAUAUGAUGCUGGAAAGUAAGAAUCCCAUACAGGUUGGGGGUUAUAUCCUUGCAGGAUUUGAAAGCAUUGUUCCACUGACAUAUGUAGAGAGGAGUGCUUUGUACCUGCUUGUAUGUGGUCGGUUUUGUCAGUCCCUUAUCAUAGGGGCAUACUCGACCCAUGUCCACUCACAUAACAGCGACUUUCUCGUUAUUAAUACAAGACAGAGCUGGAAGAACUUACAGAGAAUGCUUGACCUGGGCCAGAACGCUGUAGAAGAAGUCUGGUUCGAAACGGUCAAGUCUUAUAAAGCUGGUAAAAAUUCUCAGUAA
This is a messenger RNA of Suncus etruscus (white-toothed pygmy shrew), 1143 nucleotides long. RefSeq names its product hydroxylysine kinase-like. The coding region runs from base 1 to 1143 and encodes 380 amino acids. The record is from RefSeq and is a predicted model, not a curated record. Gene Ontology annotation, molecular function: amino acid kinase activity. The transcript has a single exon. Lineage: Eukaryota; Metazoa; Chordata; Mammalia; Eulipotyphla; Soricidae.